Molecule: messenger RNA, 828 nt
Organism: Closterium sp. Naga37s-1
Lineage: Eukaryota; Viridiplantae; Streptophyta; Zygnematophyceae; Desmidiales; Closteriaceae
Source: the annotation of a GenBank genome assembly
AUGAGGAACACAACUAGAGGCGAACGGCAAGGCGUAGGGCAUGGGGCGUGGGUGAGGUGUGUGGGGUAUGGGAUAUGGGGCAUGGAGCAUCGGGAAUGGGGCAAGGGGCAUGAGGUAUUGGGCAUGGACUAUGGGGUAUGGGGCAUGGGGCAUCGGGAAUGGGGCAAGGGGCAUGAGGUAUUGGGCAUGGACUAUGGGGUAUGGGGCAUGGGGCAUUGGGAAUGGGGUAAGGGGCAUGAGGUAUUGGGCAUGGACUAUGGGGUAUGGGGCAUGGGGCAUUGGGAAUGGGGUAAGGGGCAUGAGGUAUUGGGCAUGGACUAUGGGGUAUGGGGCAUGGGGCAUUGGGAAUGGGGUAAGGGGCAUGAGGUAUUGGGCAUGGACUAUGGGGUAUGGGGCAUGGGGCAUCGGGAAUGGGGCAAGGGGCAUGAGGUAUUGGGCAUGGACUAUGGGGUAUGGGGCAUGGGGCAUUGGGAAUGGGGUAAGGGGCAUGAGGUAUUGGGCAUGGACUAUGGGGUAUGGGGCAUGGGGCAUUGGGAAUGGGGUAAGGGGCAUGAGGUAUUGGGCAUGGACUAUGGGGUAUGGGGCAUGGGGCAUUGGGAAUGGGGCAAGGGGCAUGAGGUAUUGGGCAUGGACUAUGGGGUAUGGGGCAUGGGGCAUUGGGAAUGGGGUAAGGGGCAUGAGGUAUUGGGCAUGGACUAUGGGGUAUGGGGCAUGGGGCAUUGGGAAUGGGGUAUGACCGUAUUGGGCAUGGAGUAUGGGGUGUGGGGCAUGGGGCAAGAGGCAUCGGGGAUCGGAUCGGGCAUGGGGGGCAUGGGUCAUAGGGCAUAG